AUGAGGAAGAACCGGCGCGCAAAUCGCAAACGGAUGGGGAAGGACAACAAGAGUCGAUCUUCCGCAGCUCACAACCCGGUCGCCUUGCACCCCAAACUCGAGACUGGAUCCGCGGAUGGAGCGGGAAUCGGCAGUAGGACCCCGCCUAUGGCAAAACACUCCCCAGACGCCAAUGAGGUCUCAUCAGAUACUAUUUCCACCGCGUACAGCGCCCACAUCGAGCCUACCGAGGAAGAGACGACAACACUUCUCGAUCAGCUCGACGACUUCGAACCUUGGAACGUCGCCGUGCUGCUAAAGGCGGCACGUAGAGACGCCGACACCUUGAAACCUUUCCUAAGCCAGAAUGCUCCUGCUCAAUGGGGCCAGCUACAGCCUUUGCUUAGCAAGAUGACUCAGUGGAACAAACUCUCAUAUGAGAAGGCUCAUAAGGAACUUGCCCCCGAUAUUUAUGGCGAAGAAGACUGGGCCCGCUUUCAGGAGUCGGGCGAGCGCGUUUGGGCAGAUCUCCAGGGGUGGAUCUUGACGAAACUUAACUCGGACCUCAAGGGCAUGCAAGAGUACUGCCAGAAAGCCUACGAGUCGGUUCACACCAGUGACUCAAAUGCACUUCCUUGGGAGACUUUCGACGCAUUAUGCUGCGCUUGCCUCGUUCCUCUCGAGGUAGCGCUUGUCGGCUGUGGGAAGGAUAGCCGAGAACCUAAUGAUGCUCGGCACCAACUGUUGAGCAAAUGGGUUGAGCUGGAGCAUGACGAUCCGGAGGAGUGCGUGCCGACGCUCCCAGAGACGUUUAAACUUAAUGAACAGUCGCUCUUGGGGACUAUUGACAAUACCCGUGGCAGAGAGAUUAUCGAUUGGCACGCCCUCUUCUAUUUCUUUGGAGCAAAAGCUCAGCCACAUCUCGGGAAAGGAAUUCUAUUUGAGUACCGCCUCAAACUAAACGGCAAUUAUACAAAGAAGUGGCUCACUCCAUUGGACACCACCUACGUAGCGCCCAAGGAGGAUUCCGACGACGAAUACGAGGACGAGUCAACACGCGCCGAUUUCCAAGCCUUCUUCAUAAUUGAGGACAAGGAUGGCAAUCCCAAGUUCGCCGGUCUGCAGCUAGGCUAUAUCGAGUACUGCUCCCACAGUGGAAAAUGGUCCGAGUCCAACAUCGCGGUAGCUCUUAGGGGUGUUGGCACGAUUAAUCCUGGACAGUACCCGCAGCACCGGCUGCCCUGCCGCUCACUAGGACGGGACGGCCUAUGCGUUAUCAAUCCCUUCGCAUUCGAGGAUCUUAACAAUAAGGAUACUGCCAGCGAGGAGAAGGCUAUCUUGGAUGAUCUUCAGCUUCACACGGUGCUCUGGAGAGGUGCCCUACCGGAACAUAGAAAGGAUUGCGGGCCAACCAUCACUCUCGGUAAAUUCGUCUCGUAUCGCGCAGAUGCAAACUACGGUGGCCUCCUCCGGCUAGGUAGUAAUUAA
Messenger RNA from Trematosphaeria pertusa, 1467 nucleotides. RefSeq lists its product as uncharacterized. The transcript has a single exon. The record is from RefSeq and is a predicted model, not a curated record. NCBI's taxonomy places the organism in Eukaryota, Fungi, Ascomycota, Dothideomycetes, Pleosporales, Trematosphaeriaceae. The coding region runs from base 1 to 1467 and encodes 488 amino acids.